Molecule: messenger RNA, 961 nt
Organism: Aspergillus sclerotioniger CBS 115572
Lineage: Eukaryota; Fungi; Ascomycota; Eurotiomycetes; Eurotiales; Aspergillaceae
Product: DUF3632 domain-containing protein
Exons: 4
Coding region: 48-875 (275 amino acids)
Source: RefSeq, a predicted model, not a curated record
GUUCCCCCAUCAUAUUUUUCAGUCUGUUCCCUGGUCCAUCGUUCACCAUGCCAUCUCUGGAGCUAAGACUUGAAGACUGGGACCCUUAUAAAUACUCUAUCAAAGACUUCGCUGAUGAACUUUCAGCAAAAGUCUUCCAUAUUCUGAAUGACUAUCUCCAACCAGACACAGAAAUGCCCCUCUUUUCAGCGGUAAAAUCAAUCCUCGAUAUUCUUCCAGGCGCCCCUUUGUCAGACGAGAUUUACGUGGUCGGCGAAAUCGUUCUAGAACUGGCAAAACAAAUACCCUACCAUCAUCCAUCACAGGCGAAGCUCGCGCGUGUUAUGGAAGGGUUGACAAAUUCACCCAAGUUCACCACUGGACCAUAUUCCAGUGGCCAAUCUAUGCGCGGUCAGCGAUUCAGAGAGUCUAUUCGGGAGGCUUAUAAUGGUCCCAGCGCCGAGUACCCACAAGUUUGGCCAAAUCUCAUGGCUUUCUAUGCUCACAUAUCAUCAAUGCAUGUCCUCGGUCAUGAUCCAACUUACGCCAUCUGGACCAUGCGGGGUGCAUUCGAAGAGCGACCUGUACCUUGGGACCCUCCUUUUGAAGGCGAGCGGGAUCAGCGCAUUAUUGCGGCUGCACAGUACAUUCUCUGGGAUGGGUUGGAAUUGUUCAAGGAGGUUGUCUCCCCUGGAACCAUUGAGGAAAGGCCUAGUUGGAUGCCUGGUUUAUUGUGCUUUAGUGAGCACCGACUUUCUCUACGGAGGUGGCAUUUCUGGAAGAAGGGGUUUGAAAAGUCUAGAGAGGAAGGCAAUGGGCUGAGUGAGGAGUGUAGGAAGGUGGCAGGAAAGGCGGCGGCAUUGAUGGAGACGAUUGAGGAGGGUUUGUCAUUCUAGAUUGUGGGUGACUUCUGAUGAGAAGUUAAUUCGCCAAUGGAGAAAUAUUUGAGGCCAAGGCCUGAUACAGAUGGUCUUGGCAGCCU